Molecule: messenger RNA, 1347 nt
Organism: Grosmannia clavigera kw1407
Lineage: Eukaryota; Fungi; Ascomycota; Sordariomycetes; Ophiostomatales; Ophiostomataceae
Product: ap-1 adaptor complex subunit
Exons: 4
Coding region: 1-1347 (448 amino acids)
Biological process (GO): vesicle-mediated transport; intracellular protein transport
Cellular component (GO): clathrin-coated vesicle; clathrin adaptor complex
Molecular function (GO): clathrin-cargo adaptor activity
Source: RefSeq, a predicted model, not a curated record
AUGGCUUCCGCCGUCUUCUUUCUCGACUUGAAGGGCAAGACCCUUCUUGCCCGAAACUAUCGCGGGGACAUCCCAAUGUCAGCUGUCGAGAAGUUCCCCAUCCUUCUUAGUGAGGCCGAAGAAGAGUCGUCCGCUGUGCCACCUUGCUUCUCCCACGAGGGUGUUAAUUACCUCUACAUACGACAUAACAAUCUCUAUCUCCUCGCCCUCACAAAGCGGAACACAAACGCCGCUGAGAUCCUACUUUUCCUUCAUAAAAUUGUCGACGUCUUCACCGAAUACUUCAAGGCUCUAGAAGAAGAGUCCAUUCGUGACAACUUCGUUAUCAUCUACGAGCUAUUAGAUGAGAUGAUGGAUUUUGGAUAUCCGCAGACAACGGAAUCCAAAAUUCUCCAGGAGUACAUCACGCAAGAGUCACACAAGCUUGAAAUACAGGCCAGGCCACCCAUUGCUGUGACAAAUGCUGUUUCCUGGCGCUCUGAAGGCAUCAGAUAUAGGAAAAACGAGGUUUUCCUAGAUGUCAUUGAGUCGCUUAAUCUCCUAGUGUCAGCCAACGGAAAUGUCUUGAGAUCUGAGAUCCUCGGGUCUAUCAAGAUGAAAUGCUAUUUGUCCGGCAUGCCUGAAUUGCGUCUUGGUCUGAAUGACAAAGUCAUGUUCGAGACUACGGGGAGGACAACUCGCGGCAAGGCCAUUGAAAUGGAAGACGUCAAGUUUCAUCAAUGUGUCCGCCUGUCGCGAUUCGAAAACGAUCGCACAAUAUCGUUUAUACCACCCGAUGGCGAAUUCGAGCUCAUGUCAUACCGCCUUAACACACAGGUCAAGCCACUCAUCUGGGUAGAGUGUGUUGUGGAAUCCCACAGUGGCAGCCGCAUAGAGUACAUGUUAAAGGCAAAAGCCCAGUUCAAACGGCGAAGCACGGCGAAUAACGUGGAAAUCAUUGUUCCCGUCCCAGACGAUGCCGACUCGCCACGGUUCCGAACAAAUAUUGGCACGGUCCACUACGCUCCGGAACAGAGCGCAAUAGUGUGGAAAAUCAAACAGUUUGGCGGCAACAAGGAAUUUUUGAUGCGAGCCGAGCUGGGCUUGCCGAGUGUACGAGGUGACGACGAGCACGGUGGCGGUAUGACUGGUGGCUUUGGUGGAAGUAUGGGUGGCGUUGGUGCCCCUGGGAAGGGGGCAAAACGGCCUAUACAAGUCAAGUUCGAGAUACCGUAUUUCACAACCAGCGGUAUUCAAGUUCGUUAUCUCAAAAUAACAGAGCCAAAGCUUCAAUACCCGUCCUUGCCUUGGGUUAGAUAUAUCACACAGUCUGGCGAUAUUGCCGUGCGGCUCCCGGAUGUUGCGUGA